AUUAACGCUACGCAUUAACGCUACGCAUUAACGCUACGCAUUAACGCUACUCAACAUUUAAUCCUACUUUAUCGAAUCAAUUUACCAAAAAACUUACACUAAAUACAAAAAUGAAAAAUACAUCAGAAAAAGACAAAACAACCACCACCACUAACAACAACAACGGUAAUAAUGAUAAUAAUGAUAAUCAUGCUGAAAGAAUCGAAAUGCAGAUUAUCAAUGAUCCCACCGACUAUGUUGAAACUACCAGCCAAUUUGAAGAAAGAAUUGGCAAUGCAAGUGAUAUUUCCCGUGAAUUUCAUUGGCUUGACUAUUACACCAAUGAAACGUAUCACAAUGAAGCCGAGUGGAGAUCCAGUCCACGUUUUGUGCCCGGUACAGAAAACCGAUGGCCAAUGGAGGAAAUCGAUUAUGCUAUCGAUUUCCCUAAUUACCAAGAUGUCCAAGAUACCUUGGAUUCAGUACCACAUGCAUCACCAGCCAGUUCUGUCAUGGCUAUUGAUGGUGAUUUCGGAUCCGAUGAUGAUAAUGAUAAACUUGGCGAUUUAAAAAAUAAUUUUGAUCGCAUAAAAAAUCUCAAUCAAGUCAGGGAAGAUUAUGAUGGUGAUUAUGAUGAUAAUGAUGAACGACCAUUUCUACGGCAAAGACGACGUCGACGUCGACAUCAUCGCAGCCGAGAUAGUCGCUGCACGUAUUAUUCAUCAUAUGAUUAUAAUACUAAUCCAAAUCCAUGGUGGCUACGACAUAUCCGAAUUAUAGCCCCGAUUUGGUUUUUUAUAUUUAUGCUCGUUUUGUUCGUUCUAUUAUUAUUAUUGAAAAAACGUACUAACCAUCAACACCAGAAUUCAACAACAACAAAUAAUACCAAUUUGGAUAAUUAA
Dermatophagoides pteronyssinus (European house dust mite) is the source of this 881-nucleotide messenger RNA. RefSeq lists its product as uncharacterized. The record is from RefSeq and is a predicted model, not a curated record. Lineage: Eukaryota; Metazoa; Arthropoda; Arachnida; Sarcoptiformes; Pyroglyphidae.